Sesamum indicum (sesame) is the source of this 1931-nucleotide messenger RNA. RefSeq names its product alpha/beta-Hydrolases superfamily protein. Gene Ontology annotation, biological process: proteolysis. Gene Ontology annotation, molecular function: peptidase activity. Lineage: Eukaryota; Viridiplantae; Streptophyta; Magnoliopsida; Lamiales; Pedaliaceae. The record is from RefSeq and is a predicted model, not a curated record.
UUUCGGCAUUUUGCGGGAGGUUAAUACUCCCUUAUCCUGCAGGCUCCCGCACACAGUCACUCCACCCUCCCAAAGUCAGUCAUGCACUGAGUCCGUGACAGAAAAUGCGGGCAAUCGGGCCACCCCUGAUAUUGCUAACGCCACUCCUUCACCUCCGCAUUUUCGCUUCUCCCACACUUUCACCACCUUCGCCUCCACCACUCUUCAAACUUCUACGCUUCCACUAUUCAAUCGCCAAAAUCACGUCAAUGGCCGGUACCACCACCGCCGCUGCCUCCGCCUCUGACGGGAAACACGUCUCAAGCGAUUGGUUCUCCGUGCCGGAGCUCCGACUCCGAGACCAUCGCUUCACCGUACCACUCGAUUACUCUCUCGAUGAUUCUACUUCCCCGAAGAUAUCCGUCUUCGUUCGCGAAUUGGUUGCUGUGGGGAAGGAAGAACUACACCUCCCAUUUUUACUCUACUUGCAGGGUGGACCAGGUUUUGAGUGCCAGCGACCAACUGAAGCCAGUGGAUGGAUAAGUAAAGCAUGUGAAGAAUACCGUGUUAUUCUAAUGGACCAGCGUGGAACAGGUUUAUCAACACCUUUAUCACCAUCUUCAAUGUCUCAAUUUAAAUCUGCCAUGGAGUUGGCCGACUACUUGAAACAUUUCCGAGCUGACAACAUAGUGAAGGAUGCCGAAUUCAUACGCAAAAGGCUUGUUCCAGAUUCCAGCCCCUGGACUGUGUUGGGACAGAGUUAUGGGGGUUUUUGUGCAGUGACUUACCUGAGUUUUGCUCCACAAGGACUGAAACAAGUCCUUUUGACUGGUGGAAUCCCUCCAAUUGGAAGUGGAUGCACCGCAGAUGCUGUUUACCGAGCUUGCUUUGAGCAGGUAAUGCAUCAGAAUGGCAAGUACUACAGGAGGUUUCCUAAAGAUGUUGAAUUAGUCCAUGAAGUGGUAAAAUAUUUAGCCGAGUCUGAAGGAGGUGGGGUAGCUCUUCCAUCUGGUGGCAUCUUAACACCACGAGGCCUACAGCUUCUAGGUUUGUCAGGUUUAGGAUCUAGUACUGGUUUCGAACGUUUGCACUAUAUGUUUGAGAGGGUUUGGGAUCCUAUAUUAGUUCCAGGGGCACCAAAGAGAAUUAGCUACUUCUUUCUGAAUGCAUAUGAGAGAUGGUUGGCUUAUGACACUAAUCCACUUUAUGCUCUCAUGCAUGAGUCCAUAUACUGUCAGGGUGCUUCUUCAAGUUGGUCUGCUCACAGAAUAAGAGCUGAAAAUGAGAGUCAGUUUGAUGCAAUAAAGGCCGUCAAAGAAGGACAUCCUGUGCUGUUCACUGGCGAGAUGAUAUUUCCAUGGCUAUUUGAUGAAAUUCAAGCCUUGAGGCCUUUCAAAGAUGCAGCUCAUCUAUUGGCGGAGAAAAUGGAUUGGCCUCCUUUGUAUGAUGUUGCCGCAUUGAAUGAUAAUAAGGUUCCAGUUGCUGCUGCUGUCUAUUAUGAAGACAUGUAUGUUAACUUUAAGCUGGUCAUGGAAACAGCUACUCAAAUUGCAGGAAUCCGACUAUGGGUUACCAAUGAAUAUAUGCAUUCUGGCCUGAGAGACGGAGGCGGUCAGGUUUUGGAUCAUUUGCUGGGAAUGCUUAACGGGAAGAAGCCUCUGUUUUGACGCACAGAGACGUACCUACAUUUACCCUGUUUGGCUGAGUGCAGCUUAAGCGGAAGAAUUGUUGCAAUAAUUAAUGGUUUCAAUCAAAAUUAAACGAAGAUGUUUGAUCAAUCUGUGCAUUUUUAUUUUUAUACAAUUUCACAAAAGCAUGAAUAGGUAAUAAACUAUUUAGAGUGGCGUGACAUUCUUGUAAUCAAACCAGAAAGGGUCAUUAUAAGCUUUCGUGUGUUGAAUUUUGACUCUUAAAAAUUUUCCCCAAGAAAAUCCGACGGCACAAUGUUAUGU